This is a messenger RNA of Penicillium verrucosum, 3051 nucleotides long. RefSeq lists its product as uncharacterized. Gene Ontology annotation, cellular component: endoplasmic reticulum membrane. The record is from RefSeq and is a predicted model, not a curated record. The coding region runs from base 1 to 3051 and encodes 1016 amino acids. Gene Ontology annotation, molecular function: Glc3Man9GlcNAc2 oligosaccharide glucosidase activity. Gene Ontology annotation, biological process: oligosaccharide metabolic process; protein N-linked glycosylation. Lineage: Eukaryota; Fungi; Ascomycota; Eurotiomycetes; Eurotiales; Aspergillaceae. The transcript has 7 exons.
AUGGUCUUAAUCGAUGGGAAAGAAGUCAUCACAGCGGAAGAGAAGCGCCUAAAGGAAGACCGCGAGAGAACCAAGUAUUGGAAGCGCUGGGGACCAUAUGUGGCGGAGAGGCAGUGGGCCACAGUCAGAGAGGAUUACAGUGCAGAUGGCGACGCCUGGAGCUACUUCACCCACGAUCAUGCAAGAUCGAGAACUUUCCGUUGGGGUGAAGAUGGAAUUGCAGGUGUAUCUGAUACACAUGGUAUACAGAACAUUGCCUUUGCGUUCUGGAAUGGCGAAGACGACUUCCUGAAGGAACGCCUGUUCGGUUUGUCGAACCCUCAGGGUAAUCAUGGUGAGAGUGUCAAGGAAGCACAUUUCCAUGUGGACAACACGCCAACGCAUUCUUACAUGAAAUUCCUCUACAAAUACCCCCAGAGAAAGUUCCCAUACCAAGACCUCAUUGAUGAGAACGCAAAGCGCUCACGUUUGGAGAAAGAGUAUCAGAUCCUUGAUACUGGCAUCUUCGACGAUAACCGCUACUGGGAUAUCUUCGUCGAGACUGCUAAGGAGGCCGACGAUGAGGAAGAAUUGCUCUUCCGUGUAAUUGCCUACAAUCGCGGCCCAGAGCCUGCUCAUCUACACAUCGUCCCUCACGUCUGGUUCCGAAACACAUGGGCCUGGGGCGAUGAGAAGAAACAGGAAAGACCAUCUAUCAAAAAGGAGGGACCGAUGGUAGCCAAAUCGGAGCACAGCACAAUCGGCGAGCGAUAUGUCUCCUUUGCACCAUCGCCUCCAGUUGGCUCUAGUGAUGACGAUAUUCAGCCCCAGCUGAUGUUCACCGAGAACGAGAGUAAUGACAAAUUCCUAUGGGGUACUGAGAACCACACACCCUAUGUCAAAGACGCAUUCCAUCGCCAUAUUGUCGAAGAGGAGAAGGGCGCUAUCAACCCGGACAACGAAGGCACCAAGUUCGCUGCGUGGUACGCCUUCAACAACGGCGAGGGAGUCCCUCCCGGCGAAUGCGCCGUUGUCCGUUUUAGAGUGUCCCGCAAGAAGGAAGAAGUCCUGGAUGAAGAAGUCCUGGACGAUGUGAUUGAACAGCGCCGUGCCGAGGCUGAUGAUUUCUACUACCAUCUCAACCCUCUCCCCAUGAGUGACGAUCUUCGCAACAUCCAGCGUCAAGCCUUCUCCGGAAUGAUGUGGUGCAAGCAGUACUACAACUUCAUCUGGGAUCAAUGGAGCAACGGUGACCCGGCUGAAAUCCCCCUCCGCCUGGCCGAAAGGGCAUUCUACCCAUUCUUCGCCGCAUGGGACACUGCAUUCCACUGUAUCCCACUGGCUAUGAUGGAUCCCGAUUUCGCAAAGAAGCAGCUCGACCUUCUCACCCGUGAGUGGUACAUGCACCCGAACGGUCAGCUGCCUGCAUACGAGUGGAACUUCGGCGAUGUGAACCCUCCCGUGCAUGCAUGGGCUGUGUUCCGCACGUUCAAGAUUGAGCGUAAGAUGUACGGACGACAGGAUUUGGACUUCCUGGAACGCGUAUUCCAAAAGCUGCUGCUUAACUUCACCUGGUGGGUGAACCGUAAAGACUCUGGUGACAAGAAUGUGUUUGAGGGCGGCUUUUUGGGACUCGAUAACAUCGGUCUGUUUAAUCGCUCUGAGCCAUUGCCCACUGGAGGUGUGCUUGAGCAAGCUGACAGCACUGGUUGGAUGGCCUUCUACUCCCUUACCAUGCUCAACAUAGCCCUGGAGCUGGCCAAGCACCGUCGCAUAUACGAAGACAUUGCAUCCAAGUUCUUCGAGCACUUCCUGCUCAUCAGUGAUGCAAUGACCUUCCGUUCGGGCGAUGACACUGUGCAGUCACUCUGGAACGAAGAAGACAACUUCUACUACGAUGCCAUCUCCUAUGGCGGACCAUGGACCCAACAGCUACCUAUUAGGUCCCUCGUUGGUUUAAUCCCGCUAUAUGCGGUUCUCACCCUCGAGCCCGAGCUUAUCAACAAGUUCCCUUCGUUCAAGCGGCGAGUGGACUGGUUCAUCGAGAACAAGCCGGACAUAGCCGAGCGCAACAUCGCCAGCAUGAAGCGCCGCGGCAAAGACGACCGACUCUUACUAGCCCUUGUCAGCAAAGACCGUCUUGUCAAGAUCCUCGAGCGAAUGCUCGACGAAACCGAGUUCCUGUCCGAGCACGGUAUCCGCUCCAUGUCCAAGUUCCACCAAGAUAACCCUUACUCCAUGGAUGUCAACGGGCAAACCUACAAAGUUAACUACGUCCCCGGAGACUCCGACUCCUCCCUUUUCGGCGGCAACAGCAACUGGCGCGGACCCAUCUGGCUCUGCGUCAACUUCCUCCUCGUCGAGUCCCUCCUCCGCUUCCACAUGUUCUACGGCGACACCCUGCAGGUCGAGUGUCCCAAGGGCUCAGGCGACUACAUGCACCUCGGACACGUAGCAGAAGAACUACAGCACCGCAUGCAGCACCUCUUCGCCCGCAACGACGAAGGCCGGCGUGCCGUCAACGCCGGCUCAGACCUACUCGAUUUCGACGAGCACUGGAAAGACAAUCUCUGGUUCCACGAGUUCUUCGACGGCGACAGCGGUCGCGGACUGGGGACAUCACACCAGUGCGGAUGGACAGGAUUAAUCGCCAAGAUCAUCCACGACACCGGUAUCAAUUGCCGUCUACCGCAGACGCCACGGUCGCCCUUUGCCGCUGCGUCGCACUACUUCGACGAUAUCUUCUCUCGUUCUGGACGACCGCGUGGCUCGGACCGUCCGUCUGUCCGUCGCUCGUCGACUACUCGUUCCAUCGGUAACCGUAGUGACUUCUACUCUGGUGAUGCUACGCCUGCUGCGUCGACGGUCUUGGAUGAAGAUGAUGAGAGUCGGGGUCCUAGUCGUGCCGGCAGUCGUAGAGGAAGUGCUGCCGUCCCUGAUAACCAAGAUCAUGUUGAUCACUAUGUCGAGAGUCAGCUGCAGCGGGUGCGCAGCUCGGCUUCGAUUGCUGCGUACGAGGACGAGUUUGAGACGAGGGCUGACAAGGAGAAUGAGCGGAAUGGACAAUCUUAA